Molecule: messenger RNA, 1611 nt
Organism: Cebus imitator (Panamanian white-faced capuchin)
Lineage: Eukaryota; Metazoa; Chordata; Mammalia; Primates; Cebidae
Gene: DPH7
Product: diphthamide biosynthesis 7
Exons: 9
Coding region: 109-1425 (438 amino acids)
Molecular function (GO): protein binding
Source: RefSeq, a predicted model, not a curated record
GAGAGGCGGCUGCGGGGACUCGAGGGAGAGGCCGCCUGCGCUGACGGUGUCUCGGAGCAUCCGCGCUCGUGCCGCCGGCCCCGCCGACCCGCCUCUACCGCCGGCCGGAUGACGGGCGCUUGCGCCCUGCAGACGGUGGACACCGAGCUGACCGCGGACGCGGUGGAGUGGUGCCCGCUGCGAGGCCUCCGGCACCUGCUGGCGUGCGGAACCUACCAGCUGCGGCGUGCGGACGAGCCCGCCGGCCCCCAGAGCGAGGGUGGAAUGGAAGUUGAGGAGCCUCAGAUCCGUUUAGGUCGUCUCUUCCUGUACAGUUUCAAUGAGAACAACAACUCUACUCACCCUCUGGUCGAGGUCCAAAGAAAAGAUACUUCUGCAAUCCUGGACAUGAAAUGGUGCCACAUCCCGGUAGCUGGACAUGCCCUCUUGGGCUUGGCCGAUGCGAGUGGAUCUAUACAGCUGCUCCGCCUGGCAGAAUCUGAGAAGAGCGGCCACAUGCUGGAGCCGUUGUCCAGCCUUGCCCUGGAGCAGCAGUGCCUGGCUUUGUCCCUAGAUUGGUCCACUGGGAAAACUGGAAGGCGCAGCCCGUCCGUCUUUCCCCUCCUCCUUGAAGAACCCCCCAGCAAAGCCACCAGGGAACUUUCCUCACAAACAUCAACGGCCUCCGAGGAAGGACAUUUCCUGUCAUUGGUCAUGCUGAUGCUUCUCUGUCUCCACACAGGGGGUGACGACGGCCUACUGAGGGGCUGGGACACCAGGGCACCUGGCAGAUUUCUCUUCACCAGCAAGAGACACUCCAUGGGUGUGUGCAGUAUCCAGAGCAGCCCUCAUCAGGAGCACGUCCUGGCCACAGGAAGCUAUGAUGAGCACAUCCUCCUGUGGGACACACGAAACAUGAAGCAGCCGUUGGCAGACACGCCCGUGCAGGGUGGGGUAUGGAGAAUCAAGUGGCACCCCUUCCACCACCACCUGCUUCUGGCCGCCUGUAUGCACAGUGGCUUUAAGAUCCUCAACUGCCAAAAGGCAAUGGAGGAGAAGCAGGAGGCAACGAUCCUGGCAUCUCACACACUGCCCAACUCGCUGGUGUAUGGAGUAGACUGGUCCUGGCUGCUCUUCCAUCCUCUGCAGCUGGCCCCCUCACGGCCCUGUCCUAGCAACCUGGGAGCCGAGACAGCAGACCUGAAGGGUGCAAGCGAGUUGCUAGGACCCUGUCGAGAAUGCACGGAGGAUAACUGUGGGGAGGGCUGUGGAGCGAAGCCACUCACAGAGGACAUGAGGAAGAACGGCACCUGGCUGCAGGCUGCAGCCGCCGCCACGCGUGACUGUGGCCUGAGCCCAGAAGCCGCAGACUCAGCCUUCAGCCUCCUGGCCACCUGCUCCUUCUACGACCAUGCGCUCCACCUCUGGGAGUGGGAGGGGAACUGAGCUUGAGCUCAUGAAGCCCCUUCCCACGGGAGGGACACUGAAUGGCCAGGACCACCUCAUCAGAGAUGCUUACCGCAGCCCUGCAGGUGACUGCACUGUGGUCAGAAAAGCUGUUUGCUUCUCUUAAAUAAACCUCUGCUGGGCCCCUGAAAAUGGACGGUGAUUCUCUCGGGCAGUGACUGGGGA